Messenger RNA from Lotus japonicus, 1468 nucleotides. Its product is annotated as isocitrate dehydrogenase [NAD] regulatory subunit 1, mitochondrial-like. The transcript has 4 exons. NCBI's taxonomy places the organism in Eukaryota, Viridiplantae, Streptophyta, Magnoliopsida, Fabales, Fabaceae. Bases 144 to 1265 code for a protein of 373 amino acids. Gene Ontology annotation, biological process: isocitrate metabolic process; tricarboxylic acid cycle. Gene Ontology annotation, cellular component: mitochondrion. The record is from RefSeq and is a predicted model, not a curated record. Gene Ontology annotation, molecular function: isocitrate dehydrogenase (NAD+) activity.
UUCCAGCCGCUGCAAUUCCGUCGACUUUUCCAUCUUUUUUGUGUUCCCAUCUUUCAUUCAUUCACCUUUAUUCUUUUUCUUCCAUGGUGCCUUCAUCUUCACUGUAACCUAAAAAUCUCCCACUUUUCCGCAAUCAAAACCCAAUGGCCACCAGAAGAUCCGCACCGCUCCUCAAACACCUCCUCACCCGAUCCAAACCCGGAUUCGGAUCCACCGUCCCCGCCUCCCAGCGAUGGGUGACCUACAUGCACCGCCCCGGCGACGGAUCCCCUAGGGCAGUAACCCUAAUCCCCGGCGACGGGAUCGGGCCUCUGGUGACCGGCGCGGUGGAGCAGGUGAUGGAGGCGAUGCACGCGCCGGUGUACUUCGAGAAGUUCGAUGUCCAUGGCACGAUGAAGGCGGUGCCGGCGGAGGUUUUGGAUUCGAUCCGGAAGAACAAGGUGUGUUUGAAGGGAGGGCUUGUUACUCCGAUGGGUGGUGGUGUGAGUUCUCUCAACGUGCAGCUUAGGAAGGAGCUUGAUCUCUACGCUUCUCUUGUUAAUUGCUUCAACUUGCCUGGGUUGCCCACGCGCCAUGACAACGUUGACAUCGUUGUUAUCAGGGAGAAUACUGAAGGGGAAUACUCUGGGCUUGAACAUGAGGUGGUUCCUGGCGUUGUUGAAAGCCUUAAGGUAAUAACAAAGUUCUGUUCGGAGCGCAUUGCUAAGUACGCUUUCGAGUAUGCUUACCUGAAUAACAGAAAGAAAGUGACUGCUGUGCACAAAGCAAAUAUUAUGAAGCUUGCAGAUGGUUUAUUCUUGGAAUCUUGUCGAGAGGUUGCCAAAAAGUAUCCUGGAAUUAAGUAUAAUGAAAUCAUUGUGGAUAACUGCUGCAUGCAGCUUGUUUCCAAGCCCGAGCAGUUUGAUGUCAUGGUGACCCCCAAUCUUUAUGGAAAUCUCGUUGCAAAUACUGCAGCAGGCAUUGCUGGAGGCACAGGAGUCAUGCCAGGAGGUAACGUUGGGGCUGAGCACGCUGUGUUUGAGCAAGGAGCUUCUGCAGGAAAUGUUGGUAGUGAUAAAAUAUUGGAAGAAAAGAUAGCCAACCCAGUUGCGCUUCUUCUCUCAUCAGCUAUGAUGCUUAGGCAUCUCCAGUUUCCUGCAUUUGCUGACCGUUUGGAAACUGCUGUGGAAGGAGUCAUUCUAGAAGGCAAAUACCGGACAAAGGAUCUUGGAGGGACAAGCACCACCCAAGAGGUUGUGGAUGCAGUGGUAGCUGCUUUAGACUGAUUCAUCAUUUAGUUGCUGAUUUUCCAAAUUCAAGUCAGCCUCGUAUAUUCUUUUCUAGCCAAUUUUAUCAACAUUGUUGUGCACCAAUCAAAUUGGAAAUAGCAAUUUUUGGUCCUGAAUAAUGUUCACGCAACACACAAGAGAUGUAUUAUUAUUUUUUUCCUGAAGAAUUUAUAGAGAAAGUGAUAACUGUUUGCCACUCC